CAAGCACUUCUGUCCUCUUGCCCAUAUCCACCUAGCUGCACAGGUGACCAACACCCACUCUUGGCAUCUGUACCCAACAAGAAGCCAUUCCUGUAUUUUAGGCCGAGUGUGGGGACUUACCAGCAGAAGUGACUCCUGGAGUCCAGAACCUUCUGGAGAGGGCAGAGGCUAGUCAUGUCUUCCAAGUGUUUGUCAUGGGACUAACAAAGGAUGCUGGAGGCCUGUAGCUACAGUCUCUCCCUGCUUGAGAAAGGCUGUAGCAACACUGGAAUGCACGCGGCUCUGUUGAUCCUGUCUGCCCUAACCCAGUGCCCUCAGUACGACUCGGUGACCAGCUGCCUGUGACAGCAGGCCUCCCACUGGUGAAGACGGUUGCUUGGAGACGCAUGGUCCCUAUUCCAUUGAGGACAACUCCCAGUUUCUGAGUUGGGAGAGAAGGUCACAGAGACACCAUGACUUCACUGUCAGUGCUGAUCACAGGGAGAGCUACCAUGAAUGCUCACAAGAGUUUGGGUGGUGUGACUGCGAACAUUUUUAACCUGUCACUAGAGGGACAUAAUAUACAGAAAAGACAGCCUUUGGGGAAGGAAGAUGAAGCCCUCGGGGCCGCCUUGAAGCCGCUGGUGUUCCGAGUGGACGAAACCACACCCAGAGUUGUACAGAGUGUCCUUCUGGAACGUGGGUGGGACCAAUUUGACGAGCAGCAACAGGAUGUGGAGGACUGGAAUCUGUACUGGAGGGCAUCCUCCUUCCGGAUGGUAGAGCACGUCAAUGUCAAGCCCUGGCAGAGACUGAACCACCACCCGGGGACAACCACGCUCACCAGGAAGGACUGCCUGGCCAAGCACCUGGCCUACAUGAGAAGGCUCUAUGGUGAGUCCCUCUACGAGUUCACACCCCGGACGUUCAUCAUUCCCAAUGACUACACCAAGUUCGUAGCUGAGUACUUCAAGGAGAAGCAGGUGCUGGGUACCAAGCCUUCCUACUGGAUCUGCAAGCCAGCAGAGCUGUCUCGUGGGAGGGGGAUAGUCAUUUUCAGUGACAUCCGAGACCUCAACUUCAAUGGCACGUAUGUCGUGCAGAAAUACAUCUGCAACCCUUUACUCGUGGGUAGAUACAAGUGUGACCUCCGCAUCUACGUCUGCGUCACCGGCUUCAAGCCGUUGACUAUUUAUGUGUACAAGGAAGGGUUAGUGCGGUUUGCCACUGAAAAGUUUGACCUCCAAAAUUUGCAAGACUCUUAUGCCCACCUGACCAACAGUAGCAUCAACAAAUCUGGGGCCUCGUACAAGAAGAUCAAAGAGGUGGUGGGCCAAGGCUGCAAGUGGACCCUCAGCCGGUUCUUCUCUUACCUCCGGAAUGGGGAUGUGGAUGACCUGCUGCUGUGGCAGAAGAUCAAGCACAUGGUGAUUCUCACCGUCCUGGCCGUGGCUCCAUCGGUCCCUGUGGCCUACAACUGCUUUGAGCUUUUUGGGUUCGACAUCCUUAUUGAUGAAAACCUGAAACCAUGGCUUCUAGAAGUCAACUACAGCCCUGCUUUGUCCCUGGACUGUUCCACAGAUGUCUCUGUGAAGAGAAGUCUUGUCCAUGAUGUCAUUGAACUGAUUCACUUAAACGGCCUAAGGAGAGAGGACAAAAAGUGCAACAGGGCCUCUCCAGGGAGCCCCAGGAACAAACAGCUUGAGCUCUGCACAAUCCCUGCUUCCCCUCCCUAUGUGUCUCUCAUACGGUUUACAAACAGGACGUGCAGUAAAACCAACCCCGUUGUGCAGAGAGUCGUCAACGUCUAUCCCAAGCACACACGGACCUCCCAGCUGAGAGAAAUGAUCAACAAGCAGCGCGUGUUUCUAACAAGAGAAGGCGCUAAAAGCAAGCCAAAGCUGAGGGCUUGCCAUACAACUCGCAAGGCGUUCUCUCCAUAUACACCAGUAGCUCAGUCACAGCCCCACAGGAUGAAGGGGCCCGUGGGCAUCCUUCCAGAAGCUGGCUAUGCACCAGAUGACCAUGUAGGCAACUUUGUUCUCAUUUUUCCAUUCAAUGAGGCUACUUUUGGAGCCUCCAGGAAUGGAUUAAAUGUCAAAAGAAUAAUUCAAGAGCUCCAGAAACUAAUGAAUAAAUAACUCUCAAGUGAUAAAAACUAAAA
Molecule: messenger RNA, 2143 nt
Organism: Peromyscus maniculatus bairdii (prairie deer mouse)
Lineage: Eukaryota; Metazoa; Chordata; Mammalia; Rodentia; Cricetidae
Source: RefSeq, a predicted model, not a curated record